GUUUUUGGGGGAGGCCCAUGUGCCCCUCCGGGAUGUCUUGGCCUCCCCCAAUCUGGCUGCCAGCUUCAAUGCCCCUCUGCUGGAUGCCAAGAGGCAGAACACAGGGGGGUGUCUGAUCCUCCAAGUCUCCUACACUCCACCCCCGGGGGCAGCUCCUUUCAUCCCUCCUCCGGCCCCUCCGGAGCCAAAUCCAACUCUCCCUGAGCUGGACACGGUGACAGACACAGGGGGAGAAGAAGACAGUGAGGACCAGCUGGGCACCGAAGAGGAAGCCGAUCCUUCUGCAAGACCCUCAGCUCCCGAUCAGCCUUCCUUGCCCAAAAGGCCGCCGUCUCACAUUCUUCCUGCAAGCAAGAGGAGGAAAAGCACUUCCCGGAAGCUGCUCUCCAACAAACCCCAGGAUUUCCAGAUCCGGGUCCGCAUCAUUGAAGGGAGGCAGCUCUCCGGGGUCAACCUCAAGUCUGUGGUGAAGGUCACGGCAGUGGGGCAGACCAAGAGAACCCGGAUCCGGAAAGGAAACGGCCCCUUUUUUGAUGAGACCUUUUUCUUCAACGUUUUUGAAUCCCCCGUGGACCUUUUCGACCAGCCCAUAUUCAUCACGGUUGUUGACUCUCGUUCUCUCCGGACAGACUCUGUGAUCGGAGAAUUCCGGGUGGACGUUGGAACAAUUUAUGCUGAACCCAGGCAUUGCUUUCUCCGGAAAUGGCUGCUGAUGUCGGAUCCGGAGGAUUUCUCGGUCGGCGCCAGAGGCUACCUGAAAGUCAGCUUAUAUGUCCUCGGUCCUGGGGACGAAGCCCCCAUGGAGAGGAAGGAAGCUACGGAGGAGAAAGAGGACAUCGAGGGGAACGUCUUCAAGCCGCCAGGCGUGGCUCUCCGUGGCGCCCACUUCUCCCUGAAGAUCUAUCGAGCAGAAGACCUGCCCCAGAUGGAUGAUGCCGUGAUGGACAGCGUCAAGCAGAUCUUCGGCUUUGAAAGCAACAAGAAGAACCUGGUGGAUCCCUUUGUGGAAGUUACCUUUGCAGGGAAAACGCUCUGCAGCAAGAUCGUGGAGAAGAACGCCAAUCCGCAGUGGAACCAGAUUGUCACGCUGCCUGCCAUGUUUCCCUCCAUGUGUGAAAGGAUGAGGAUCCGUGUCAUGGACUGGGACCGAAUUACCCACAAUGAUAUCAUUGGCACCAGCUACCUCUGCAUGUCCAAAAUCUCCGCUCCGGGAGGAGAACUGGAAGAUGAUUUUCCCGUCACCACAAAACUCUUCAAAGCAACAGAGAUUGACGAUGGACUUGGCUUCCUGCCCACUUUUGGGCCAUGCUACAUCAACCUCUACGGGAGUCCGAGGGAGUUCACCGGAUUUCCUGACCCUUAUGAAGAGCUCAACAGUGGCAAGGGAGAAGGAGUGGCGUAUCGUGGCAGAGUGCUGGUGGAACUGGAGACCAAGCUGGUAGACCACGUUGAACAGAAGUUGGGGGACAUCCCUGCGGAUGACAUCCUGAGAGUGGAGAAAUACCUGCGUCGGCGGAAGUACAACCUUUUCGCCGCCUUCUACUCGGCCACCAUGCUGCAGGGCGUGGGUGACGCCAUCCAGUUUGAGGUCAGCAUUGGCAACUAUGGAAACAAAUUUGACAACACCUGCCAGCCGCUGGCAUCCACCACGCAGUUCAGCCGGGCGGUCUUUGACGGGAAAAAGUGCCAGCCCCUGGUUGACGUCACUCAGAAGCCCAACAGCACCCACUUGGACCAAUAUCUCUAUCGUUUCCGGACCACCAACCUCAAUCAGAUGGUCCAGGCGGCCUUGAAGAUGAAGCACGAAGACUCUGACCUUCAGAUGGUUUUGGAUCAGGCCGAAGAUUGGCUCUCUCGAUUAAAAUCCAUGGUGGAGGAGCCCCAGAACAGCCUCCCGGAUGUCGUGAUCUGGAUGCUCCAAGGUGACCGGCGGGUGGCUUACGCCCGGCUGCCUGCCCGAGAAGUCCUGUUCUCCCGCAACGGAGCCAACUGCUGUGGCAAAAACUGUGGAAGGCUCCAGACCAUAUUCUUAAAAUGUCCGCAGGAAGAGGUGGCAGGUCCCAGGAUCCCAGCUCAGAUCCGGGUCCGGCUGUGGCUGGGGCUAGCAGUGGACGAGAAGGAGUUCAACCAGACGGCCGAAGGGAGGCUGUCUGUCUUUGCUGAAACGUAUGAAAACCAAACGAAGCUGGCAUUGGUAGGGAACUGGGGCACGACGGGUCUCACCUACCCUAAAUACUCAGACAUCACCGCCAAGAUCAAGCUACCCAAGGACAGUUUCAAGCCUUCCACCGGUUGGGCGUGGGCUGGAGAUUGGUUCGUCAGCCCCGAGAAGACGCUGCUGCAUGAUGUGGACGCUGGUCACACAAGCUUUGUGGAGGAAGUGUUUGAGAACCAGGUCCGGCUUCCUGGAGGCCAGUGGAUCCAUAUGGCUGAAGCCUACACAGAUGUGAAUGGGGAGAAGAUUUUGCCCAAGGAAGAAAUUGAGUGUCCUCUGGGGUGGAAGUGGGAAGAUGUGGAGUGGGACAUCGAUCUCAAUCGGGCGGUAGAUGAGAAAGGCUGGGAAUACGGCAUCACCAUCCCUCCAGACCACAAACCGAAGUCUUGGGUGCCGGCAGAGAAGAUGUAUCACACUAACCGGCGUAGGCGUUGGGUGAGGCUCCGCAGAAGAGACCUGGCUCAAAUGGAAGCAUUGAAAAAGUAUAAGCAGGAGGAGUUGGAAGGGGAAGGCUGGGAAUAUGCUUCCCUUUUUGGCUGGAGCUUCCACAUGAAGUACCGCAAAACGGAUUCCUUUCGCCGUCGGCGCUGGAGACGUCGGAUGGAGCCCCUGGAGCAAACAGGCCCAGCCGCUGUCUUUGCCUUGGAAGGUGCCCUGGGCGGAGUGACAGACGACAAGAGCGACGAUGGCAAAUCAGUGUCGACCCUCAACUUUGGAGUAAACCGACCCACCAUUUCCUGCAUCUUUGACUAUGGAAAUCGUUACCAUCUACGUUGCUACAUCUACCAGGCAAGGGAUUUACUGGCCAUGGAUAAAGACAGUUUUUCAGAUCCCUACGCCAUCGUCUCCUUCCUACACCAGAGCCAAAAGACGGUGGUAGCAAAGAACACGCUGAACCCCACCUGGGACCAAACGCUGAUCUUCUACGAGAUUGAGAUCUUUGGGGCUCCACAAAACGUUGCUGAAUCCCCUCCCAACAUUGUGAUUGAAAUCUACGAUCACGACACCUACGGUGCAGAUGAAUUCCUGGGCCGCUGCGUUUGCAAGCCCACCCUUGACUACACGCCGAGGUUGUCCUGGUAUCCUAUCGUGAAGGGCAGCCGGACAUCAGGGGAGCUGCUGGCUGCCUUUGAGCUGAUCCAGAGAGAGAAGGUGAGUUGGGGGCUUGCAGGGAGGACGUUAGGCCUGGGGUGGGGUCUCCUGGAGGCAGUGAGGAGAGGAGCGGGAACCCUGGAGGCUUAAGGGAAGCAAGAUAUGCAGCUUAGCCAAGGGGAGAAGACAUCCAAGCAGUUGUCUACCCCCAGGUGGGAUUCUGUUUCCAAGGACAUGGAAGAGGUGGGAGGAUCUAGAAU
This is a messenger RNA of Pseudonaja textilis, 3567 nucleotides long. The record is from RefSeq and is a predicted model, not a curated record. Lineage: Eukaryota; Metazoa; Chordata; Lepidosauria; Squamata; Elapidae.